Molecule: messenger RNA, 6196 nt
Organism: Drosophila miranda
Lineage: Eukaryota; Metazoa; Arthropoda; Insecta; Diptera; Drosophilidae
Gene: Shab
Product: potassium voltage-gated channel protein Shab
Exons: 13
Coding region: 634-5661 (1675 amino acids)
Biological process (GO): potassium ion transmembrane transport; protein homooligomerization
Cellular component (GO): membrane; voltage-gated potassium channel complex
Molecular function (GO): delayed rectifier potassium channel activity; protein binding
Source: RefSeq, a predicted model, not a curated record
UCACAUAAACAAAAUGUGAGCAAAAUAUAAUAAAAUAAAAUAAAAAACUUAAUAUACAAAACAAAAAACUUAAACAACGCUUCAUCCGAGAUACAAAGAUAUAUCCAAGCCGUAGGCCCAGAGGGAAGCCGCAGACAAAACAACAACAAUUAUUGGAAGGAAAACCCGUCCGCCGCUUUUCCUUUACGUUUUCCUUUGCCGUUGCAAUCGCCUCUCCCUCUCGCACUCUACACCGAAAUGCUGCCAAAACACGCCUGAGACCCCAGAGACCCCAGAUACCACACAAAAAGAAGCCGGAAAUCCAAACUGUGAUCAUAGACAUAACAACAACAACAACGACGACGAGUGGAGACAUGAAGGAGGAUAGGAAGACAAAGGACACAGGACCCUGCCAGACCGUAAUUGAGGGCUAGAGAUAGAUAGAUACUUAGAUACGCCAUAAAGAUACGCGAGAGCUGCGAUUCAUAGCAGAUCUGUAGAUACGGCCAGAUAAAUCAAUUGCCCCCCCGGAAACACAGGCCACAAAGGAGCAGGGGAGAGUGCGGCAAGGUGUAGAGGAGGAGCAGAGGAGCAGCAGCACGACACCCAAAGGAGGCUGUAAUGACGACAAUUGACGCGAUGUAGCGCAGACUUAUGGUCGGCGAACGCGACAGGGACCGUGAGGCGGUACGCUGGGCAACGGGUGAAUCAACACCGCUUCAACACAAUAAUGGAGUAUUACAAAUGGUCGGGCAAUUGCAUGGUGGACAGGCUGCUGGCCAACAACAGCAACAACAAUCGAAUCAACAGCUGCAACAAUCAAAGCAGCAGCAACAGCAACAACAGGAACUGCUCUAUCAGCAACAUCACGAGGCCAUUGCACGCGGACUGCAGCUUGCAGCUGCAGGAGCCGCCGGACCUCCGCCGGAGAUCGGCGAUAAUCAGCCCUACUACGAUACAAGCGGUAAUGUCGAUUGGGAGAGAGCAGCGAUGGGAGCCGGUGGAGCUGGUGCAUAUGGCGGCCUCGGCCUCGGACCUGUGGCAGCAGCUGGCUGCCCUGCUUAUAACAUUGGGCCAGGUGCUGCCGGCGGCCCAAUGGUCCUCAACAAUCGUCACAUGGACUAUGCUGAUGGCGGCCACCCUGCUGGCCCAUCCGCCGCAGCACCAUCCGUCAGCGGUGGCGGCGUCCUGGGAGCUGUUUCUGCUCCUGCUGCUGCAGGACUUGGAGGGGGGUCCGCGCAAGGACCGGGCCCAGGCGGCGGCAGUGGCGGCGGCGGUGCCAUUGGCAAGGAAGUUCGUUACGCUCCAUUCCCAGUUACAUCACCAACGCAUUCAAAUCCCACAACUUCCCAGCAGACUCUGGCGACAGCAGCAGCCACAGCGGCAGCCCAACAGCUCCAACAGCUCCAACAGCAACAAAUGGCACUCGCUGGGUCUUCCGGUGGUGGUGGAGCCGGCGGCAUCCCAGGUGGCGGCAGCAUUGGCGGCCCCGCUGGCGGUUCCACAUCCAAUGCCGGUGGCGUCGGCGUCAGCAUCGGCGCUGGCAUCGGCGCUGGCGUUGGCGGCAUUAGCCAAAGCAUCACCACCACCGGUGCACUACAGCGGACACAUUCCAGAUCCAUGUCCUCCAUACCGCCCCCCGAGCCGUUCAUGAUAGCCCAGUCGAAGGCACUGAACAGCCGCGUCUCCAUCAACGUGGGCGGCGUCAAGCACGAGGUGCUGUGGCGCACGCUGGAGCGGCUGCCGCACACGCGGCUGGGGCGGCUCAGGGAGUGCACCACCCACGAGGCCAUCACAGAGCUGUGCGACGACUAUUCGCUCGUCGACAACGAGUACUUCUUCGACCGCCAUCCGAAGAGCUUCAGUUCGAUAUUGAACUUCUACCGCACCGGGAAGCUGCACAUUGUGGACGAGAUGUGCGUGCUUGCGUUUAGUGAUGAUCUGGAGUACUGGGGCGUCGACGAACUGUAUCUGGAGUCGUGCUGCCAGCACAAGUACCAUCAGCGCAAGGAGAACGUCCACGAGGAGAUGCGCAAGGAGGCCGAGUCGCUGCGCCAGCGCGACGAGGAGGAGUUCGGCGAAGGUAAAUGCGCCGAGUACCAAAAGUAUCUGUGGGAGCUGCUCGAGAAGCCCAACACAAGCUUUGCCGCACGGGUUAUCGCAGUGAUAUCCAUACUAUUCAUAGUCCUGUCUACCAUAGCCCUGACGUUGAACACCCUACCACAACUACAACACAUUGACAACGGUACACCACAGGAUAAUCCGCAAUUGGCAAUGGUUGAGGCCGUGUGUAUCACGUGGUUCACUCUAGAGUACAUACUUAGGUUUAGCGCCUCGCCGGACAAGUGGAAGUUCUUUAAGGGCGGCCUUAACAUAAUCGACCUAUUGGCAAUACUCCCAUAUUUUGUUUCGUUAUUUCUAUUGGAAACGAAUAAGAAUGCAACGGACCAGUUCCAGGAUGUGCGCCGGGUGGUGCAAGUAUUUCGCAUUAUGCGCAUCCUGCGAAUCCUUAAGCUGGCCCGUCACUCAACGGGCCUGCAGUCGUUAGGCUUUACGCUGCGUAACUCAUAUAAGGAACUCGGUCUACUAAUGCUGUUCCUGGCCAUGGGCGUUCUCAUAUUUUCUUCGCUGGCAUAUUUUGCCGAAAAGGAUGAAAAGGACACAAAAUUCGUUUCAAUACCGGAAACAUUUUGGUGGGCGGGUAUUACAAUGACAACUGUUGGCUACGGGGACAUCUAUCCCACAACUGCACUGGGAAAGGUUAUUGGUACUGUGUGUUGCAUAUGCGGUGUCCUGGUAAUCGCUUUGCCUAUUCCCAUCAUCGUUAACAAUUUUGCUGAAUUUUAUAAGAAUCAGAUGCGACGCGAAAAGGCCCUCAAGCGGCGCGAGGCCCUCGAUCGGGCCAAGCGCGAGGGCAGCAUUGUCUCCUUUCAUCAUAUCAAUCUGAAAGAUGCCUUCGCCAAGUCCAUGGAUCUCAUCGAUGUGAUUGUCGACACAGGCAAGCAAACGAAUGUCGUGCAUCCGAAGGGCAAACGCCAGAGCACCCCCAAUAUAGGCAGGCAGACACUCGAUGUGCAGAGCGCUCCAGGCCACAAUCUCUCGCAGACGGACGGGAACAGCACCGAGGGCGAGUCGACCAGCGUCAGCCGCAACCCGGCCACCACCGGCACCGGCUGCUACAAGAACUACGAGCACGUGGCCAACAACAUGAGAAACAGUCUGCAGCAUCGUCGCGGUUCCAGCUCUGAGCAGGACGCUGUGCCGCCGUACAGCUUCGACAAUCCCAAUGCCAGGCAGACCUCGAUGAUGGCCAUGGAGAGCUACCGGAGGGAGCAGCAGGCGCUGCUGCAGCAGCAGCAGACGCCCCCGCAGCUGCCUGCCUCAGCGGGCGUGGGAGUGGCUGCCACAGCCGGCGGAGUGGCCAAUAAUCUGGCCAUGGUGGCGGCCUCGAGUGCAGCAACGGCGGUGGCCACGGCCACGGCCCCCGGCGGCGGCAGCCCACCGGAGGGCGGUGCCCAGGCGGCGGCGGCGGAGGACGACCAGACCAUUGCAUCGAACCAGAAGGGUCUGCCCAUCCAGAUGAUGAUAACGCCCGGGAUUUUACGGGGACGCAGUAAGGAGGAAGUGGCCGAGCUGCGGCGCCAGGUGGCGCUCGAGAAUCUGCAGAACCAGCGGAUGGACAACCUGGAGCAGGACGUGCCCGUGGAGUUUGAGUGCUGUUUCUGCACCACCAAGGACUUCAAGGAGUACACCGACGCGGAGGGGGUGAUCGCGCUUCCGACCUCGGACUUCCACAAGCCGAUCUGCCUGGAGAUGCGUCUGGCGGCGGCCAAUCGGCAGGCCAGCCAGUUCGGGCUGCUGGCGGCGGGGCCGCACAGCGCCUACCAGCGCCACCAGGCGGUGGGCGUGGGCCCGCUGAUGGCGCUGCCGCCGCCGCCGCCCGCCGCGGGCAUCCUGCUGCCCGUGGCCAGUGCCGUGCCCGUCAUUUCGCAGUCGUCGUCCACGUCCUCGUCGUACGGGACGACCACGUCGACGACCAUCGCCCUGCCGCUGGACGCCGCGAUGCGGCCCUUCGGGGCGGCCUUCUCCAGUGCCGCCAAUUUCAAUCACAACUACAACAACAACUUCAACACCACCAGCACGGGCGGAAUGGGCGCCAACGGUCUGCUCCUCUUUGGGGGCAACUUCAGCAGCCACUACGGGGCAGGCGGCAGCGGCGGCGGCGGCGGCAGCGGCAGCAACAACAACAACAACAACAACAACGCGGAUCUGGCCAGCGUCGACAGCUCCGACACGUACGCCAGCUGCCAGACGCAUCCGUUCCUGUCGCAGGGCGACCUCACGGCGGACUUCAACGACGAGGCCUGCGCCCUGGACAUCGACAUGGACAAUCUGUACAUAAAUCCGCUGGAGCGGGAGAUGCACCACCACCAGCACCCCCACCACCACCACCAUCCGCAGGGCAUCAGCAGCUCGACGGGCUUCAUUGUGGGCCUGCCGGCCACCAUUUCCUCCUCCUCGUCCGCCUCGGGGCUGCGCGCCCAGGUGAAGAAGAGCGCCUCGGGGGACACGGCGCUGCGCAAUCUGGCCGCCGGCGGGGGCGGGCUGAGCCCCCUGAGUCCCCUGGACGACGUCUACCAGAACUUCGACGUCCAGGAGCGGGGCAGCCGCGUCAGCCUCAACGAGAACUCGGUGCCGAAGCACCGUAAGACGCGUUUCCAGCAGAGCUUCGCCGCGAUGCGGCCCAGUCCGAGUGGCGGGCGACCGCGGGCCCGCUUCGAGGACACCCGGCUGGACGACGACGACCCGACGGGCGGCCGGGUGGACGUGGGCGUGGGCAUGGGUGGGAUGGGACUGGGACUGGGCAGCGGCCCGGGGGCCAGCGGGGGCCCCAAGAAGAAGCGUUCGGUGUUCACGCCGGGCAAGAGCUUAGCCACUGCCACCAAACUGAUCAAUCAGCAUUUGUUUGGCAUACAGAAUGCGGGCUCCAAAGCCAAGUUCGAGAGCAAGCAUUCGUCAUCCAUUGACUCGAUCGAUGCGUCACCCAAUCUGGAGCAUCACAGGCGCUCCAAAUCGAUACUGAAAAACAAGUCUGAUAUCUCACGCGUCCUGUCCGAUCCGGAGAGCGAGCGCCUCCUGGCGGACAACAUGUCCGGGUCGGGGGUCUCCGACAACGGCACGGUUAUGGGCGAAUCUGGCAGCGAUUACUCACCGAAUAAAUUACCUCAUUCAGUUUUAGCCAAGUCUAUAUCCCCACCACCCCUCAGGCACCGCACACUAAUGCACCAGCGGUCGGGACCGGCCACGCUGCAGUCGUCGUCGCGGCCCACCAAGUUCCAGACGCCGCGCUACCCCGAGGAGCAGGCCCUGCGCCAGGUGAAGCCGCUGCUGUCGCGCUCGACCAGCGCCGCGCAGCCGGCCACCACGUCGGGCUGUCCGAUGGAUGGACACCACACCAGGGACAGCAGUCUGGACUCGGAGACGACCUUCACCUCGCCAGUGAGCAGUCGAGCGGGGGGCGAGGAGGCUGCCCCCCCAGAGGAUCGCGAACCUGAGGCCGAGGCCGAGGCCGAGGGCGAGGGCGAGGCAGAGGCCAAUGAUGAGCAAAGGGCUUUGCUCCAGCGAAGAGAUGGCCCAGACACCAGCGGAGGCGAUGCCCAUGGAAGGGGCGAACCCACGUAGCAAUAAGCGCCACACACACACACACCCAAACACACACACACACACAAAGAUACAAAAGAACAUAAAGGGAAAACUCAAAGUGAUAGCAAAGUUAGCAAACAUGGAAUGUGAAUUAUAUAAAAAGCAAUGAACAGUAUCCUAGAGUCUAGUGAGAGAAUGGAGACGGUAGGAGACCCAGAGAGACGGCCCGACACGCGGAGUUUAGGAAUUAGGCAUAAUUUACGGCAUUAAAUAAAAUAUAUAUAUGGUAUUACUACCGAUAAAGCGCUUAACGAAUUGAAUGUAUAUAAAAGCCAGAGCCAGAGCCAGGCCCAAUCCAGAGCUAGAGCCAGAGCUAGAGCCCAAUCGUGUACAGAGAGCAAACCUUAUUUACAGCCUUCAAGAGCCACUGCGCUAUGACCUAUAACCCGGCGAGGCAGAGAGUAUAUAAAGAAAUCACCACAAAAGCCUAAAUAGCAACAAAACAAAACCGAAAUUCAUAUUUUGAAUGCAACUUAUAAGAAAUAUACAUACAAUAUAUAUAUAUAUAUAUAUA